Oryza sativa Japonica Group (Japanese rice) is the source of this 1353-nucleotide messenger RNA. RefSeq names its product protein MULTIPLE CHLOROPLAST DIVISION SITE 1. The record is from RefSeq and is a predicted model, not a curated record. Gene Ontology annotation, biological process: chloroplast fission. Gene Ontology annotation, cellular component: chloroplast; chloroplast inner membrane. Lineage: Eukaryota; Viridiplantae; Streptophyta; Magnoliopsida; Poales; Poaceae.
GCGAGUGUCACUGUGCAGAGGGGGAAGCUGUUUAGCCAUGGCCUCCGUCUCCAUCUCCUACCUCGGGCCCUGAGCACAUCCCCAUUCCCCUAGCCUCAGCUCCUCCAUGCGAGGGCGGUGAUGGCGCCCGCCUCCGUCGCCGUCUCCCUCUCCUUCCGCGUCGUCCCGCCUCGGCCCUGCCGCCGGCGGGCGAGGUGGCCCCGGCCAAUUAGGGCUUCGAGCGACGGUAGUGGCGUCGCAAACGGGGACCGGAAGGUCGGGGCUCUGGAGAGGAGGGUGGGAGAUCUGAGGGCUGUCGUCGCCUCGGUGCCCCCUGCUGUUGCUGCGAUCAAGAAAAACAUUGGACUAAACUUUAUUGCUGGAUUCUGUCUCGGCAUCACACUUUUGGCUGCUGUUGCAAGACAGGUCAUCAUUAGGAUUCAUGAGCGUGACAAUAAAGGCUCUGUUGCUGACCUAAUAAGGCGUGGACAAUUAAAAUCAGGACAACGUGGGAUAGCAAAACCCCGAGUGUACGAUGAUCCUUUCAAUAAUCCAUUAGUCAAGAUUGAUGAGGAUACUUCUACCGCUCAAGUGUUUGGCAAGGAGUACCGGCUUGCUCCCAUUAGGCUUACAAAAGAACAACAAGCAAUGCAUCAGAAAAGGAGAUCACGUACGUAUCAGUGGAAAAGGCCCACUGUUUUUCUUAAAGAAGGUGAUUCCUUGCCACCAGAUGUUGAUCCAGAUACAGUUAGAUGGAUUCCCGUAAACCACCCAUUUGCUGCUGCUUCAACUGAAGUGGAUGAGGAGACUGCUAAACAAAAUGUUUAUCAAAAGGAUGGGGUCCCAUCCCGUGUCAAAGCUGAGCAUGAAGCUUUGCAGACAAGGCUAGAGGCUUCAAAUAAUGUUAACAAGUUCUCUUCUAGCCAAAGGAAUAUGCAGCUUAGUGACAGGCAACUAAGAUUAUCAUCAAACGAGUCAUCUGGGAGUCGGCAAAACUCGUUAUCUGGCACAGUGAAGAACCAAAAUGGUCAACCAACCUUGGAGUCUGAAAAGCGUAGCCCUGACAACAACUCACAAUCAAAAAGUCUGGAAGAACAAUAAAUUUGUGAUUUGUGUCAACUCCUUAGCACCUGCUUCAACAGCUUGUCAGCUUCGUUGUGUAGUGUACUGAGGACUCAGGUUUUAGCUGUAGAUAGAAGAAUUUUGGACCUGUAGGCUUACGUAGUGACUUGAGCAUAGGGCAUUGCUACGGAAUGUAUUUCGUAUGUUGUAAAGGGAUGGGCAUGAGCAUAGGGCAUUGCUACGGAAUGUAUUUCGUAUGUUGUAAAGGGAUAUUUUCUUUCUCAAGUUUUCCAGAUGCACCCCAGUUGCCUA